GAAAAAGAAAUUUUGAAUGUCAAUUUCUUCAUAUUUGAUAUUUCGUGCGUGAUCAUUGUGGAUUGUUCGCAGUGUAGUGAAUAAAAUUAUAAUUUAUAAAAAAUUUGUUUAAUUUUUUAAUAAAUUUAGUAUAUAAGUAAAUAAUCAAAAAUGGGAAUUAAAUUCCUUGAAGUAAUAAAACCAUUUUGCAGCAUAUUACCUGAAAUUGCUAAACCUGAAAGAAAGAUUCAAUUUCGGGAAAAAGUGCUAUGGACUGCAAUAACACUUUUCAUUUUCCUUGUAUGUUGCCAAAUUCCACUUUUUGGUAUUAUGAGCUCAGACUCAGCUGAUCCAUUCUAUUGGAUUCGUGUUAUUUUAGCGUCUAAUCGUGGUACACUUAUGGAAUUAGGUAUUUCUCCAAUAGUAACUUCAGGUUUAAUAAUGCAACUGUUGGCUGGUGCAAAAAUUAUUGAAGUUGGUGAUACACCGAAAGAUCGCGCAUUAUUUAAUGGUGCACAAAAACUUUUCGGUAUGGUAAUCACAAUUGGACAAGCAAUCGUAUAUGUUAUGACUGGAAUGUAUGGUGAUCCAGCAGAAAUUGGAGCUGGUGUUUGCUUAUUGAUCAUUAUUCAAUUAUUUGCUGCCGGUUUAAUUGUUUUACUUUUGGAUGAAUUAUUACAGAAAGGUUAUGGUUUAGGAUCUGGAAUUUCAUUAUUCAUUGCUACAAAUAUUUGCGAAACAAUCGUAUGGAAAGCAUUUUCACCAGCUACAGUAAAUACAGGUCGUGGUACAGAAUUUGAAGGCGCUGUAAUUGCAUUAUUCCAUUUAAUGGCAACACGUAAUGAUAAAGUUCGUGCAUUAAGAGAGGCUUUUUAUAGACAAAAUUUGCCAAAUUUGAUGAAUUUAUUGGCUACAGUUUUAGUUUUUGCUGUUGUUAUAUACUUCCAAGGUUUCCGUGUUGAUUUGCCAAUUAAAUCAGCUCGUUACCGUGGGCAAUACAGCAGCUACCCAAUUAAAUUAUUCUAUACAUCAAAUAUUCCAAUUAUUUUACAAUCAGCUUUAGUAUCAAAUUUAUAUGUUAUAUCACAAAUGUUAGCUGUUAAAUUUCACGGAAAUGUUUUAAUCAAUUUAUUGGGUGUAUGGGCUGAUGUUGGAGGAGGUGGUCCGGCCCGUUCAUAUCCUAUUGGUGGCUUAUGUUAUUACCUAUCUCCACCUGAGAGUGUUGGGCAUAUAUUACAAGAUCCAAUUCAUGCUCUUUUGUAUAUUGUCUUUAUGUUAGGUUCAUGUGCAUUCUUCUCGAAAACAUGGAUUGAUGUAUCUGGAAGCUCAGCUAAAGAUGUUGCUAAACAAUUAAAAGAACAACAUAUGGUUAUGAGAGGACAUCGUGAAAAUUCAAUGAUUCAUGAACUUAACAGAUAUAUUCCGACAGCAGCUGCAUUUGGUGGUCUUUGUAUCGGUGCAUUAUCAGUUUUAGCUGAUUUUAUGGGUGCAAUUGGCUCUGGUACUGGUAUUUUAUUAGCUGUUACAAUUAUUUAUCAAUACUUUGAGAUUUUUGUUAAAGAGCAAUCUGAAUUGGGUGGUAUGAGUACGUUAUUGUUUUAAGUUAGAUUGAAGAAGAUUAAAUAAAAACAAUUUAGACGUAAUAGUAUAUGUAAUUUACAUGAUAAGAUCGUUUUCUUUGUUUAGUUCUAUUAUAAAUUUUGAUGUCGAAAAUGAAAACUCUAAAAAUUUACUGGAAAAAAAAACAUGAGGUUUGUUUUUAAUUUUAAAUUGAAUUUGUUUUAGAUACAAAAAAUAAAAACGACUUCCACCCACUAACAUUGUUUUAUAAAAACUUUUUUAUAUAUAAAAUAGUAAAAACAAUAUUUAAGAAAAUUUCCUAUCGAGAACUUCACUGUAAAUUUAUGCAUUUGAAAACGAAUUAGUUUUUUUUGUAAUUUAUUUUUUCAUGUAAUGAAAAAUCAUCAAAAUAUUGAUUUAAAAACAAUCUUAAAAAAAACUAAAAUUUUGCUUUUGGAAAGAAAUAUCAAUUAAAAAAAAUAAUUACAUAUGUCUUUUUUAAAUCAUUAAGACCUCAAAUUGCGGGUUUUUUUUAAUACUAAUUAAAAAUAGGAAGAACAAAAAUAAAAAGAAAAAAAAAACAAAAAAAAAUUAAUAAAUGUUAACAUUUAAGUAAAAAAAAACAAAAAAUUAAAAAAAUCCUUUAAAAACAUUUUUAUUUAAAAUCUUUGUAUUUUACAAAGACACGAGAGACUUUAAUUUAAUUUAAAAAAAAUGAAAUAUAUUUUUUUUUUAUUUACUUAUAUUUCAAAUAUAUUGUGAAAAAAUGAGAUAUUUGUGCAAAAAAAUAAAUGAUUGAUUACUUUAAUAGUUAAUUUAUACAUAAAA
Messenger RNA from Condylostylus longicornis, 2367 nucleotides. RefSeq names its product protein transport protein Sec61 subunit alpha (gene Sec61alpha). Gene Ontology annotation, molecular function: transmembrane protein transporter activity; signal sequence receptor activity; ribosome binding. The coding region runs from base 151 to 1581 and encodes 476 amino acids. The record is from RefSeq and is a predicted model, not a curated record. The transcript is spliced from 4 exons. Gene Ontology annotation, biological process: SRP-dependent cotranslational protein targeting to membrane, translocation; post-translational protein targeting to membrane, translocation. Lineage: Eukaryota; Metazoa; Arthropoda; Insecta; Diptera; Dolichopodidae. Gene Ontology annotation, cellular component: membrane; Sec61 translocon complex.